This is a messenger RNA of Vidua chalybeata, 1434 nucleotides long. It is a transcript of the gene GINS4, whose product is annotated as GINS complex subunit 4. Bases 126 to 977 code for a protein of 283 amino acids. Gene Ontology annotation, cellular component: protein phosphatase type 1 complex; GINS complex. The record is from RefSeq and is a predicted model, not a curated record. Lineage: Eukaryota; Metazoa; Chordata; Aves; Passeriformes; Viduidae. Gene Ontology annotation, molecular function: protein phosphatase 1 binding; glycogen binding. The transcript has 2 exons. Gene Ontology annotation, biological process: regulation of glycogen biosynthetic process; double-strand break repair via break-induced replication; DNA-templated DNA replication.
GAGGGCUCGCAGCACCUGAUCCGCUACAGAACCGUGGCCCCUCUGGUGGCCUCAGGAGCCGUGCAGCUCAUCUAGGGGAGAGGCUUUUCCAGGUGUGCAGCGGGCGGGCUGUCGCAGCCCCAGCCAUGCCCGUGGACCUGGCCGUGCGGCUCUGCCUGAGCCAUUCGCCCCCCAUCCGCAAGCUGCUGAACUCCUACGAGGAGCUGCGGGGCAACCGAGGCCGCAAACCCCUCCGAUCCUGUCUCAACCAGAAGCUGAGCGCAGAACCUGAGCCGGAGCGGCGAGACAAGGGCUCCAAGGGCCAGAAGAAGCAGGUUGUGUUUGCUGAUAUGAAGGGGCUCUCACUGACAGCUGUCCGCUUCUUCUCAAAGAUUGAGGAGGACCUCUGUGAUUUGCAGCACGCCCUGUCAGACCUUGCCGGUUCCCGACCUAGCAAAAGCCCCCUGUGGGAAGCGUGCAGGUACGUACUGGACUUCCCACAGCCCUCUGCAAACUAUGUGGCUUUCCGCAACAACCUGCACAGCAACUUUGUCUGCCUGGAGAGUUGUCUGAUCCAGGGCCGUGCUCUGUCAGGGACAGUGAAGGUUAGAAACAUCGAGUACGAGAAGAAAGUGAUGGUCCGCAUCACCUUUGAUGGCUGGAAGAGCUUCCGCGACAUCUCUUGCCAGUUCAUGCACAGCACGUACGGCUCAGCUGACACGGACAUCUUCUCUUUCGAGCUUACCCUGCCCAAGCCGUCCAUUUCCCAUAGGGGCGCAGAGUUCUGCAUCUCCUUCCAGUGUGGACAGAAGACCCACUGGGACAACAACCAUGGGAAGAACUACAAGAUCUGCCACGUGGGCAUGAUCCGCCCUGUCUCCUGCGCUGUGAAGAGUGCCAGCAGGGCCUGGGAGCAUCUUGGCACCUCUGGGGCUGCUGCUCUAGUCCUUUCUCACCUGCAGACCUGGCAGCAUUCAGACCAGGCUCCUUAUUGGUAGGAAGGCAGCAUGGGGAGACAUGUAGGUGCUAGGUGCCCUCCCUGUCCCGACUGGCACAAGGGUCCUUGGGGAGGGUCAGCUGCAGAAGAUGCUGCUCACGGGUUUGUUAGCUCCUUCGUGGCCUGCUGCUCUAUGAGCAGCUGCCAGUCCCUGCAGAAGCUUCUUCACUUCUUGCUGCUGCUUGAAGUAACUCCUGCGUGUAGGGUCUCAGGGCAACACGAGCGUAGGGGAGUGACAAGGGCGGGGCUGUGCGCUGGGACUCGCGGCCAGGUGUGAGCCACGCCGGGAGCUGCGGUGGCCGGUGCCGCCCAAGUGCCGUGUGCGGAGGCCGCUGCAGGCGCUCUCCAGCCGCGGUCCCGAGAAGGGCUCACGGCGGCGGUACUGGGCCGGGCGCGGCGGGCUGCCCGCGGUCGUUGUUGCUGUAACGGGGAGUUAAUAAAGUGACGGCGCUUCGCGA